AUGAAGGUCAUUCUUUGUGAUACUAAUGAGGCCAUUUGCAAAUCGUGGGUCAAGUUUCUCGGAAGAAACAUAAGGAGUUCAUCUGAAGCUAGAUUUCAAUUUCAUAUUCAUCACGGUAGCCUCGAGCCACUCUUGAAAGGGGAGAGUUCUACUAAUUGUGCUGUCGUUUCGCCUGGUAAUUCGUUCGGAUACCUAGGUGGUGGGUUUGAUUUAGCCAUUCGUAAUUAUCUGGGCGGUGAGAAGUUUGAGUCAUGGUUUAGGCAGCAGAUAGGACCUGGAUACCAUCAUGUUGGUUCUUCUACAGUUGUAGAUCUAGGGGUCGGAAGUGGUAGCGGCUCGCAGAUCUGGGGUAACAGAGGUAUAAGGUACAUCAUCCACGUUCCCACAAUGGUGGCACCUUCCAAACCCUUAUACGACCCCAAUUUCCCUAUGAGAACUGGUUAUGAACCUGUUUUCAAUGCAACUUGGAAUUCUUUGGCCAGUAGUAUAUCCUUAAAUGUGGAUACGUUGAUUAUACCAGGAUUAUGUAGCGGUUGGGUCGGCGUGCCGGUGGAAGUAACUUGCAAAAGCAUGUGCUUUGCCCUUAGACUGUAUGCCAUGAGGAAUCAGAUGUCUGUUGAUUUACAAAAUGCCUUGAUCAUGUAUUUCUUAAAAUAUCCCUUUAAACCAUUUAUGAGGUCAAGCUUUAAGGAAGAAUGUCGCGAACUGAAUAUCAAUGUGAAUCAAUUGAAGAAUUUUGACGCUGAGAGAGAUUCAAUUGAGUCUAUAAUGCCUGGUAUGUAG
This is a messenger RNA of Zygosaccharomyces rouxii, 783 nucleotides long. It is a transcript of the gene PDL32, whose product is annotated as putative ADP-ribose 1''-phosphate phosphatase. The record is from RefSeq and is a predicted model, not a curated record. Lineage: Eukaryota; Fungi; Ascomycota; Saccharomycetes; Saccharomycetales; Saccharomycetaceae. Bases 1 to 783 code for a protein of 260 amino acids. The transcript has a single exon.